AUGAACCUUUCCUUUCUUUCUUUAUUUCUUCUUUAUUUUAAAACUUCUUUUUUUCUUUCUUCACCGCUUUUUUCUUUCCUUACAUUUCUAAAUACAUCCUUUCUUUCUUUCUUUCUUUCUUUCUUUCUUUCUUUCUUUCUUUCUUUCUUUCUUUCUUUUCCUUUCUAUCUAUCUAUCUAUCUAUCUAUCUAUCUAUCUAUCUAUCUAUCUAUCUAUCUCUCUCUCUCUCUCUCUAUAUAUAUAUAUAUAUAUAUAUGUAUAUAUAUAUAUAUUAUCUCGACCAAAAUAUUGUAUAAAAUGACAGAAAGAACAUAUGAAUCUAUCUAUCUAUAUAUCUAUCUAUUUGUGUGCGCGUACAAGCGCGCGUUUCCUUUGCUGUCAAGUAUGAUUCUCUAUGCUGUUUUUCUUCUUUCUUUCUUUCUUUCUUUCUCAGAUUUUAAAACUUCUUUUUUUCUUUCUUCACCGCUUUUUUCUUUCCUUACAUUUCUAAAAAACAUCCUUUCUUUCCUUCUUUCUUUCUUUCUUUCUUUCUUUCUUUCUUUCUUUUCCUUUAUAUCUAUCUAUCUAUCUAUCUAUCUAUCUAUCUAUCUAUCUAUCUAUUACUGA
Molecule: messenger RNA, 606 nt
Organism: Acanthosepion pharaonis
Lineage: Eukaryota; Metazoa; Mollusca; Cephalopoda; Sepiida; Sepiidae
Source: the annotation of a GenBank genome assembly